UCGCAUUAGGUAGCUGUCGAAAAUUUGCGGACGUUUGACCCGUUGCAUUUGGAAAGACGGACAAAGAAAUAUACUUCACGUCUCUGGAAUGUGCACCUGCACAGAAUAUCGACUUUGUCUUUUUAAUGUCUUUCGACAAUCAUUUUAGUUGUGGUUGAUCGGGAAACAGAGUACGCCAGCAGCCUCCAUCGUCGUCUAAGUCUGUAGUCGUCAACAGAAUGGACGUGUCACCUGGAUAAAGAAGAAAAAGGAAAAAAAUGAUAUCUGUGUCUACCCUGUUGAAUCUCUUGGUUGGGACAUUGAUGUCCCAGGAUGCUACCUCGGACUUCUCUGUCCACACGACUCGGACAGGUGUGCCAGUAGAUGGAGGGUCCCUGAAUGCCUCACUGGCUGUCAUGUCUCAGAUAAACAACAACGACGAGUGCGAUCAUGUGAUGAACAUCAACGCAACGGACCGCUGCGCAUUCGUCAAGAACACACCAGACUGCAGCAUGGAAGAUGGGUUUAUCAAAUAUCUUCAAGUGGCCUUCUGUCUGCUUCCCCCUGACCUCACGCCUCUCUCACUCAUUCUCUGUAUCAUAUGGCUGUUCUUUAUGUUCGCCAUACUUGGCCUUAUUGCAUCUAAAUAUUUUUGUCCCAACCUCUCAGCCAUCUCCACAAGUCUGCAUCUCACCCACAACGUAGCUGGUGUGACUUUCCUGGCUCUUGGAAACGGAGCUCCAGACAUCUUCAGUGCCAUAGCGGCGUUCUCCCGCCCUCACACCGCCGGGCUGGCGGUCGGAGCAUUAUUUGGCGCCGGUGUAUUUGUCACCACGAUUGUCGCCGGCAGCGUGGCGCUGGUCAAACCUUUCGCCGUACCCUCGCGUCCUUUCUUGCGUGACGUCAUCUUCUACAUGGUGGCGGUGUUCUGGACUUACCUCAUCCUGUACAGAGGAACCACCACGCUGGGGGAAACACUGGGGUACUUGGGCCUCUACGUGGUGUAUGUAUUGACAGUGGUCAUCAACGCCUACAUCUAUAGCCGACAAAAACGUUUGCGCAACGCAAGGAUCGAUAGCCUUCCUCAUGUUCAAGCAGGGUUUGAGUCAUCGGACACGUAUGACGACGACGUUCCCUGUCUGCUAGCUGGAUCGGACCAACAAGAAUAUGAGUCUGAGUACAGGCCACUGCUGCAAUACCCUGAAUCCACCGGCCAGAUCUUGCUGAGCUCUCUCAACCCGGUGGACAACAGGAAGUGGAGGAGGAAAAACUGGAAGUGGAGAGUCCUCAAAGUUUUGAAGACUCCUGUGGAGGUCAUACUGCUGCUGUGCAUCCCCGUUGUAGAUCUCGAUAAAGAAGACAAGAACUGGAGACGACCUCUCAACUGUCUUCAUUUGAUCACUGCCCCGCUUAUGUGUGUUCUCGCUUUCCAGUCUGGAAUUUUUAGCGAUUACUUGAUUGAGGGCCAGUUUCCUCUGUGGGUGCUGACGCUUCUCUUGGGACUCUUCCUGUGUGCCAUUGUGUUCUGCAGCACCACUAACGAGUGUCCCCCGAGAUAUCACCCAAUCUUUGCUCUCUUGGGCUUCUUGGUGAGCGCAGUGUUGAUUAGUGCGGCGGCGUCCGAAGUGGUCAGUAUUCUGCACAUGCUCGGCGUGGUGCUCAGUCUCAGUAACACGGUGCUGGGCUUGACUCUCUUGGCCUGGGGCAACAGCAUAGGAGAUUGUUUCUCAGACAUCACCCUUGCACGACAGGGAUACCCCAGGAUGGCCAUAUCGGCAUGCUUCGGGGGCAUCAUUUUCAAUAUGUUAUUUGGGGUGGGCUUGGGCUGUCUGGUGCAGAUGAUCAAAACACACGGUGAAGUGCAGCUGGAACCAGAGGGACUGCUGACAUGGAUCCUGGCAGGUUCUCUGGGCUUGUCUUUGGUUCUGUCUUUUAUCAUCGUCCCACUGAGCCGCUUCCACCUGGGUCGGCCUUACAGCAUUUUCCUCCUCGUCUUCUACGCGGUUUUCCUCAUUGUUGCUCUGCUCACAGAAUUUGGCAUCAUCACUGCAGCAUAGAUGCCACUCUAUAGCCUGACAUGAGGGACGUGAAAUUGAUACACUGGGACCACAUGAGCACAGUUUUUAUAUUCUACUUGAUUGCUACCUACAAUCAUGCUGUGGUGUAACCAGCCAAGUGUUUUUUACUGAAAGGCCAAAAUAUGAAAGUACCAUAAUUAUUAUUUUUUAAUCUUAUGACUGACACUGCUAUGGCAAUGUGGUUUUAAAAAAAUAUUGGCUAAUUUCAAGUUAGCAUUUCUGCUUUUAAACUAUUCAAUACCUUAAUACUGUUCAUGACAAUCAAGUUGAUUUGGGGGGGAUAUUAAAUAUGGAGUCAACAUUG
This is a messenger RNA of Syngnathus typhle (broad-nosed pipefish), 2361 nucleotides long. It is a transcript of the gene slc8b1, whose product is annotated as solute carrier family 8 member B1. NCBI's taxonomy places the organism in Eukaryota, Metazoa, Chordata, Actinopteri, Syngnathiformes, Syngnathidae. The transcript has 15 exons. Gene Ontology annotation, biological process: intracellular calcium ion homeostasis; calcium export from the mitochondrion. Gene Ontology annotation, molecular function: calcium:sodium antiporter activity. Bases 258 to 2036 code for a protein of 592 amino acids. The record is from RefSeq and is a predicted model, not a curated record. Gene Ontology annotation, cellular component: membrane.